This is a messenger RNA of Chelonoidis abingdonii (Abingdon island giant tortoise), 7146 nucleotides long. RefSeq names its product PWWP domain containing 2A (gene PWWP2A). Gene Ontology annotation, molecular function: chromatin binding. Gene Ontology annotation, cellular component: chromocenter; nucleus. Lineage: Eukaryota; Metazoa; Chordata; Testudines; Testudinidae. The record is from RefSeq and is a predicted model, not a curated record.
ACGCAUGCCAUAGGUUGCCUACCCCUGGUUUAUAAGGUUUUAUAAGAAGAUUAUUAUUAUUACUUGCAUUACUGCACUGCUAUAACUGCAUGACAUUCAAUUUUCCCAGUGUGGAAAGAUUAAAGGCAGUGUACUACUAGCCUUUGAAACUGCAGUGGGAUUUGCUCCGGUAUCCUUUGCCAAAAUUUCACUACUCCCUCACCGUCAUUGCUUUAUAUUAGUUCCAACAGAGAGGUGGCUACAUUUCAGUGAUGCUAUAAACCUCUUUAGAAUCCUUCAGAAAGGAUAACUAUACACUUAUUAUUAAAACUAUGUAUUAAAAAAACCCUCAAAACAUUAGAGAUUCAGGUCAUUACUCUUCCACAAAUUUCACUCUCUGCCAAUAGUUUAUCCCCUAUAAUUGCAUUGGUGGGGAUUAAGGCCUACAAAUUACAUUCAUACUAAGCAUCUCUGGUCUAGCUCUUCCUCUUGAUUUCUGUCUUUCUGUCAAACAUAUCUCCUUCUGCCCUUUAACUGUCCAUCUAUCUCCUCUACUUCAUCCUUCCACAUCCAUGUCAACUUUCCAAAAUAUAUAAUGUUGCCGAUUUAUAGCAUCCCAAGGGGUUUGAAUCUGGGAUAGAAUGACCAAAACUGGGAAAAUUUUCACAGUUUUGGGAAGAAAAGGCAAGUAUUGAUUCAAAGUACCAUAUGAGCCAAACUGUAAAAUAUACAAGUGUCAUUUGCUUUUUUCUCCCUUCUCUCCUUAUUUCUCCACUUCUCCUUUGAUACCCUGAGUCUUUUCUUCAAUCUCUUUUAGUGUCUAAUUUUUCACCUUUCAGAAAAUGUUACAGUUCACUCCCCGCUUCCUGUUAAAAUUCUCUUUCUUCCAUUUUUUCUUUUCUGAUUUGGCCACCCUUUGUUGACUUUCAGUAUUUUUUUCCUUCUCUUUUGCCAUUUCUCUCCAUCUCUGGUUCCUUUUGCAAUGGGUGCUGCUCACCCUCCCAAUGUGGGUGUCUUUAAACUAGAGAUGGUGAGAUCAUUACAUUAUUUGUGCUAGAGAAACACCUGAGUCAGAAUCAGGACACCAAGGUGCUAGGUGCUGUAUAAACAGUCUCUGUCCCAAUAAGCUCUUAGUCUUGAAUAUGAGGCUACUACCCUCUCAUUGCAAGUGAGUUAACCUCCCACCUCUGCCCCCUUCCCUCCUCUCACUCAAACAGGACCCUCCCCUUACACUGAACUUCAGGCCAGAGGCGCCCCAUCUCAGUUUGAUGGAUGUAAUUCUGUACCAAUUAACAGCCUCUCAGAUGGCGGAAGGGGGAGGAGAGUCUUCCCUGCGCCAAUAGGAAGGCAGAACUACCACAGGAGUCAGCCCCUUUGAUCUUUAGAGGUAUUAAACUCAGCCCCUUCUUCCUCUUCCCGACCACUGAAUGAAUGAAGUCUCUUUUGGCCAAUGAGAAGUUUCCGUUCGGCUUGAUGGACUUUCCCAGUCUCCAAUAGGAGCUUAGAAUAGUGCUGUAGCCUCCAAUGAUAUGUCAAUGAUGAGCGACAUGGGCGGAUUCUGCCUCCCAGGCGGGCGGAGAAGGCCGCGGUUAUCGAUCCCGCUGCUGGAGGGAGGCGGCGGCGGCGGCGAAGCAGCAGAGAAAAUGGCGGCCAUGGCUGCGGAGGCGGUGGCGACUGCAGCGGUGCCGGGCGACGGGGGAGCCGGCGAAGCCGAGCCCGAGAUGGAGCCCAUCCCGGGCAGCGAGGCCGGCGCAGACCCCCUGCCCGCUGUCAGCGAGGCCGUGGAGUCGGCCGUGCCCGAUGGGGACGAGGCCGACGGGGGAAAGCCCGCUCCGGGGGAGGCCGAGGAGCCGCCGCCGCCCGUAGAGCUCGCCCGGAGCCCGGCUAGGACCCAGGAACCGGAACCUGCGAGGACGGAGCCGGAGGAACCGGAGCUGAGUUCGCCCCAGUCCGAGCCUAGAGAAGCGCCCAGCCCGGAGCCCGAGGAGGCGCCGCAGCCCUGCCCGCCGCCUGCUGGGCACCCUGAACUUCCCGAGGAGGAGCCGCAGCCCUGGCCGCCGGCUGCUGGGGGCCCCGUGGAGCCGGAGCCCGGGGAGGAGCCGUGCCGGCCGGAGGAGGAGGAGCCGGAUGCUGCUGAUGCUGCCGCUGUAAAGCCGGAGUCCCCGGCUGCCGGCUCCCCGGUGGCCCCGGCCGGGGGGGAGGCGGAGGCUCCGCUACUGCCUGGCUCGGAGGUGCGGGUCACCCUGGACCACAUCAUCGAGGACGCGCUGGUGGUGUCGUUCCGGCUGGGGGAGAAGCUCUUCUCCGGGGUCCUCAUGGACCUCUCCAAAAGGUUUGGACCCCAUGGAAUCCCUGUGACCAUAUUUCCUAAAAGGGAAUACAAGGAUAAACCUGAAGCCAUGCAGCUCCAAAGUAAACCAUUCCAAGAUGAGACACAGGUGAAGUGUGAAGCCAGUGGUGCAGUCCCUGAUGACUCUUCUUCUCCCAUUCAGCCAUCAGAACCUAGCCUUGCAAAAAGCCUAUGGACUUCUAAACCACCUCCCCUCUUCCAUGAGGGAGCGCCAUAUCCUCCUCCUUUAUUUAUCAGGGACACGUAUAACCAAUCAAUACCUCAGCCUCCGCCCCGAAAAAUUAAGCGGCCCAAGCGGAAAAUGUACAGGGAGGAACCCACUUCUAUUAUGAAUGCUAUCAAAUUACGACCGAGGCAGGUCUUAUGUGACAAAUGUAAAAACAGUGUUGUUGCAGAAAAAAAAGAAAUUAAAAAAAGUGGCAAUGCAAGUGACUGCUUAAAAUAUGAGGAUCAUAAAAAGCGAAGAAAUGAGAGUGUAACUACUGUGAAUAAAAAACUUAAAACUGACCAUAGAGUAGAUGGAAAAAGCCAAAAUGAAAGCCAGAAAAGAAAUGCUGUGGUCAAAGUUUCAAAUAUUGCCCACAGCAGAAGCAAAGUAGUUAAAGUUCCUGCUCAAGCAAACACUUCGAAAGCUCAGUUAAAUACUAAAAAAGUUCUCCAGAGCAAAAACAUGGAUCAUGCAAAAGCUCGGGAAGUUUUGAAAAUGGCCAAAGAGAAGGCACAAAAGAAACAGAGUGCAACUUCCACUUCCAAAAAUGCACAUUCAAAGGUCCAUUUUACACGACGUCUUCAGAACACCAGCUCAGGUUCCCUUCCACCCCGAUUGCGUUUAAAACCACAAAGGUACCGGAAUGAAGAAAACGACUCAUCUCUCAAGACAGGACUUGAGAAAAUACGGAGUGGCAAGAUGGCAGCUAAGCCCCAGUCUCGCUGCUCUUCCACCCGCUCAGCAGGUGAGGCCCCUUCAGAAAAUCAGAGCCCCUCAGAAGGCCCUGAAGAGGCCAGCAGUGAGGUUCAGGACACGAGUGAAGUGCAUGUAACUGUUGAUCAGGAUGAACACCAGACAUUGGGCAAGAGAGGCAGCAAAAGCAAUAUAACAGUUUACAUGACCCUUAAUCAAAAGAAAUCUGACUCUUCCAGUGCAUCAGUGUGUAGUAGUGAUAGCACAGACGAUUUGAAAUCCACCAACUCAGAGUGUAGUUCUACUGAAAGCUUUGAUUUUCCUCCAGGCAGCAUGCAUGCACCUUCCUCCUCCUCCUCCUCCUCUUCAAAGGAAGAGAAAAAGCUCAGUAAUUCCUUGAAAAUGAAAGUCUUUUCCAAAAACGUCUCUAAAUGUGUCACACCAGAUGGCAGGACCAUAUGUGUAGGGGACAUUGUUUGGGCCAAGAUUUAUGGCUUCCCUUGGUGGCCAGCCCGUAUUCUUACUAUAACUGUGAGCCGGAAAGAUAAUGGCCUUUUAGUUCGACAGGAGGCCCGCAUUUCGUGGUUUGGGUCCCCAACAACAUCUUUUCUUGCUCUUUCACAACUGUCCCCCUUUUUAGAAAACUUUCAGUCGCGCUUUAAUAAGAAGAGAAAGGGCCUUUACCGCAAGGCCAUCACAGAGGCAGCUAAGGCUGCUAAGCAGCUGACUCCCGAAGUUCGGGCCCUGCUGACACAGUUUGAAACGUGAACGUGGAAAGUAAGCUCAGAGACACUAGGCACCCGCUGUUUUUAUGGAACCUCACCACACUGCCACGAGGAACACCAGCUCAUCAGGAAUGACAAACAUUUGAGACUGAAUUGUCAUAUUUUUCCUCUGAAAUUUUAAACAGAGGGAAAAGAGGGCAGGGUGAAUGUGUUAAACAAAACCACCCCCACUAAUCCUGUUGGGGACCUGUAUCUAUUGUAUAUUUCCUUUGAAGUUUAAAAAGAUGUUAGGAAAUAUUUUAUAAAACUUUUUUGCAAUAAAUGACGCAUGAGAUGGGGAGAGACUAUACGAAGUGUUCAUGCAAGGAACCACUUGAAUUAUUAGUAUGAAGAAUCACUGCGAAUAAUUUUUUUUUUUUAAUGUGACGGUCUAAUCAAUAUGUUUGACAGGCCCCAGUGAUGGAGCCAAUUGCCUGGAAAGAUGACUGUAACUUUUGAACUUUUGUUUUGAUUCUUAGCUUUAGCACUGCAUUUUCCAUUCUCCAAGGCUUAGUUAGUAUUUAGUAUGGGUGUUAGCAGAGCUAUAACCUGUGAUCUAAAGCAUGUCUGAAAGCAGCUGUAUUGUAAAAUAUGAACAGUCUUGUUAAAUGAGACCAAUGUUUCCAAGAGAGGUGAUGGGCAGGAUGACAACAGUAACUCCAUGUUUCUGUAAUUUAUGGGAAAAAUCUUCUGGCAUGAAAAUGGUUGUUCUAUUCUUAUGCUGAUGUAACACUUUGGGAAUUGAGGAUUGUUGGAAACGUAUCAAGAAGGGCUACAUCUCUGACAGCAUAGUCAUUUCGAUUUGCUUGUGAUGCUAUAGCAGUACGGGAUUCAAGAAUGGAUACUGAUAAGAUAGGAUAGCAGUCGUUUGCCAGGUCAUUGUUUUCCCAACCCCUCCCCCUUCCAGCCCAGAAUAGAGCUCAUGCAGGCAGCUAGUACAGCAAGAGUUUCCAUUAGUAGUUCCAAUGGUAGUUGAUUUAAUAGAAUCAUAGAAAUGUCAGGCUGGAGGGGAUCUUGAGUGUCCAGCCCCCUGCUCGAUUUGCAUUGCCUCAACUUCUUUGGAUACCAUUAAAUCAAAAUUAGAAGGCCAAAUCUUUUAACCUCUUUCUUCCUUUCUCCAAAAGAUGUUUAGUAAUAGUUAUUUCAGCUGAAGCUAGUGAAUGUUGACCAUACUGCUAGAAUAUUAGCUUGUUAAUUUAUUUGCCACUGAUUGUUUUAAUAUUGUGUGCACGUUUUCUUGACAAUAUGGUUUCCUGUGCUAUUCUUAAUGAUAGAAGGGGAUUCACUGGAUGCCUGACUUGGGAGAAUAAAUAUUUAUUUUGGAGAAAUGAAAAUGUGCACAUAAUCUAAAGAUCUAAUAAAGUACAAGUUCCUCUUUCGAUGGAAAUGCAAAGGCUUGUACUAAACUCUUUUCCUAUUUACAAAUAUUCUGAUCUUAUCAGGGAAUGUAAAAUAUCUUUCUACAGGUUAUCUGCAAAGAGAGCACCUUUUCCAAAAGUCUCUGGUUUCCAAAGGCACAAAUAUGGUUUCAUAACCGGUGUGCAUAGAGCAUGAAUUAAGUAACCUUUGAUUUCAAAUCAUGGUGACCAUAGAUGUAUAUUUUUUUCCUCGUUGCUUUGGUAUUUGGUAACAAAUCCAUAUUUUUAGCAGAGCAGAGGAAACAAUAAUCCACACCCAGGAAAGAUAUAUUGGUGGUACAUAUAGUCAAAGGCAGUUCGAUAUUAGAGAUUUAGUAGUUACUUUGGUUUGAUUAGUGGUAACAUCAUAAUUUAUUUAUAAAACCAGAAACUGAAACCAUAGCACCUAUUUCUUUAAAAAACUAUUUUAGUUGCACAUUGCUGUUGUACAGUAGAUUCAAAUUGUGCUACUUUUCAUAAUAAACUGCAGGUUUUUUUAAAAAUAGAGAAUAGUAAUUAUUGUUCUGCAGUAUUCUUCCUUUCUAAUGUAGUCAAAGCAGAGGGUCAGCAGUCUGGUCCUGCUCCACUGCCCGAAAUAUGACCAAGAUUUAUUAUAAAUUAAAGCAUCUCACUCUUAGGUUACAUCUGUACCAUGAGCUAGGUGUGCGACUCCCAGUUUCUGUACACAUACAUGUGCUAAUUCUCAUGGAGCUAGCGUGAGUAUAAAUAACAGUGUAGCCGCAGUAGCCUGGAUACCAGCAGCAGAGCCAUAGCUUCGUGGGGCCUAGAAUGUACCCACCAGUCUCAAGCAGGUUUGUAUUCAGCAGAGCUAAGCCAUGCCGCCGCUGCAGCUACAAGUGCUACCACAGCUACACUCCUAUUUAUACUCAUGGUAGCUUAGGGACACCUCAUGCAGGAAUGUGUAGGCAAGUUGGGAUCACACUCCUAGGUGGUAGUGUAGACAUAGCCUUAGAGAGAGGGGGGGACAGGGUGCAGUGAGUUAAUGUGCUAGCCUUUUACCUCUGGAGACCAAACCCUGAUUGUAUUACAAGUAGAUGGGGGUCUCAUCCCCACUGGGGGAAUCACUUUUAUCCACGUGAAAACAAAAAACAAAACCACACCAGACAACAUGGCACAAAACAGUUUCUGCUCAGGAAAAAGGCCCAGGACUGUAAUAGCAGGGUUAUUCCAUGCUGGGAUUGAAAUGAUUGAUGUUGUGUGUGGAAGCCAGUAGUGCCUGCCUAUAUGACAUCUGACUCUUAACCAGUGCUCUUACUGCCUUUCCUGCAGGAGCAGGAGCACACAUCAGUUGGAGUAGACAGAACAUUAUAGUUUGAGAGAAAUGCAGAUCUCUGCAUUGGAGAGUAUGGGUAAAUUAAGCAAAUAGAAAGCUUAAAAAAUAGACAAGGUGGCAAACUGUAUUUGCUCAUAAAAAUGAGUUUAUUUUCAUGGGAAGUAGUGCAGCCAUUUUGUUUGAAACCAGAUUUUCAUUUUGAAGUGAAACUGUCAGGGAUAUUUUAAUGACUGAGAAGUACAGUAAUGUAUUGCUUUUCACUUUUUGGCUUUAGUUGCUUAAUAUUUAAGCUUUGCUCCAUGCUACCUUUUUGUCUGUAUAUUGAAUGGUCACUAUGCCUCCUUCAUUUUGUAGACUUGAAUGAGGGGGGAAAAUUAUUCACUUUUAAGGUUUGCUCAGAGGUAAAUGUUAAAGAAUGUUGUGUAACAUUUAUUCAAAUAAAGCCUUGAUUUUUUUUUUCA